AUGGGAGCCUGGCGCGGCUGCACACAAGAGCUGCUGCAGCAGGAACAGCUGCCGCAGCUGCUGCCGCUGCUGCAGCAGGACUGCAAGCCCCUUCUGCCCCGCGGUCUGCUGCUGCAGGGGGCCCCACCCCCCCACUUGCUGCAGUGGGGGGCCCCCCUAAACUAUUUGGACCCUCGGGGGGCCCCCCCCCUCUUUUGCUGCUUCUAUGGGGCCCUUGCUGCAUGCGGCAUCAGUGGCUGCAAGGUGGACGCGCUGUCGCUGCUCGUCAUGGCAGCAGCAGGUGCUGCUGCUGCUGCUGCUGCUGCUGCUGCUGCUGCUGCUGCUGCUGGUGGAGCUGGUGCUGCCCUUGAGGACGGGGAGGCGAAGCGCACAGACGACCCUGCUGCUGCAGCCGAUGCAGCAGCAGCAACAGCAGCAGCAGCAGCAGCAAAUGAGGACGCAGCCGCGACAAGAGCAGCAAAUGCAAGAGGCACAGCAGCAGCAGAAGCAGCAGCAGCAGCAGCAGCAAGGCCUGCUGCUCUUAAGCAAUUUGGAGGCAGCAGAGCUUUUCACCACUACGUGCAUGCACUCACAGAUGCAGCAGUUGCUUGCUUUGAGCCCAAACAGCAGCAGCAGCAGCAGCAGCAGAAGCAGCAGCAGCAGCAGCAGCAGCAGCAGCUCUACCAACUCUACCGCGAAGCCCCGCGGCCCCGCCGCGUGCAGUGCCGCCGCAGCAGCAAGAGCUGCUGCUGCUGCUGCAGCUGCGACGAGUGGGCGCCUGCGGCGGCGUCAGCAGCAGCUCCCGCAGCAGCAGCCGCAGAACUCCCGGCAGCAGCAGCAACAGCAGCUGCAGCGGCCCCAGCAGCAGCAGCAGCAGCAGCAGCAGGGGGCGCUCACGCUGCUGCUGCGGAGGCCUGCAGUGUAUUGCGAAGAAACCUCUGCUUCUGUUUGCUCUCAUAUUUGGGCCAACGCGGCGACGGCGCUGUGGGUGGGGCCCUUUGUGCGCUGCGGUACAAGAUUUGGAACUUGUGCACUGGAGGGUUUCUCGUGGGGGUCUUUGGGCUGUACGAGGCCCCCGGGGGCUGUACGUACACUGCGCUGCUGCAGCAGCAGCAGCUGCUGCUGCUGCAGCAGCAGAGGGGCCCUUGGGUGCAGCAGCAGCAGCAACCCCCCAAAGAUCUUCUUUGCUGCGAUAUUGAGGACUGGAACGCAGCACCCCUUCACUGCCAGCACCCAUGGGUGGUUUCUGUGCACUUUGCCACCUGCCGCCUCUUCGCAAUUUGCCCCAUUUAUAUUUUAGAAAGAGAGUGCAGCAGGGGGGCCCCCAAGGGGGGCCCCCAAUUGACAAAUGGGGCCCUUAUUGGGGGCCCCCCAGAAGACAAGGGGGGCCCCCAGGGGGCCCCCUGCAAAGCCCGGGGGGCCCUUGUGGGGUUUAGGGGGCCCCUGGCUGCCCCUGCAGCAUUUCUGUUUCCUCCUGGUGUGGCAAGAUUUACGGUGGCAGCAGCAGCGGAGCAGCAGCAGCAGCAGCAGCAGCAGCAGCAGCAGCAGCCGCAGCAGCAGCAGCGUCUUUUGCUGCAGCUAGAAGAGCCCGUUGCUGCAGCAGCUUGCUGCGCUGCUGCUGAUGGACAAGGGGGCCCCUUGGGGGCCCUAGGAGAAGAAAUUGCUGCUGCUGCUGUUCCUCAGCAAGGCACCGGCCUCUUUGCUCAAGUUGUUGCAGCAGGGUGUAUUGUCUUUUGGUAUGAAGGGCCCCAAGACCCUUGCUGCCUUCUCCUACGCCCGGGGGCCCCCACCCUGGGGGGCCCCUCUGGGGGCCCCCCUGGGGGCCCCCCUGGGGGCCCCCCUGGGGGCCCCCCUGGGGGCCCCCUUGGGGGCCCCAUUAAGGGGCCCCCCAAAGCAUUAUGCCCUUUGUCUCUGUGGGGCCUUGAGGCCUAUGCUAGUGUGCAGGCGAACCUCUGGGUGGCGAAAGACCAGCAGCAGCAGCAGCAGCAGCAGCAGCAGCAGCAGCAGCAGCAGCAGCAGGGCGGGGCCGUCCUUGAGGGCUCUCAAACCCUCGCCCCCGCCAGCAUCAUUGUGGCUGUGAGCGACAGAGAUCUGCUGCUGCUGCAGCAGCUGCUGCAGCAGCUGCUGCAGCACACUCCGCAGCAGUUGCUGCAGGAGGUGCUUCUGGCUCCCUACCAGCAGCAGCAGCAGCAGCAGCAGCAGCAGCAGCAGCAGCAAUAUUACAUACUUAAGGACGGGGGCCCCCUGGGGCCACUGCUGCCGCUGCUGCAGCAAACCCCUAAAGUCAGAGUGCUACCUGAGAUUCAAAAGACUUAUGCUGCUGCAGUGUUUGCUGCUGCUCGAGCAGCGGCUGCUGCUGCAGUCGUUGUGCUGCCUCCUGAAGCGCGGGUCUCUCCCCACUGGCUGCAGCCGUUGCUGCUGCUGCUGCAGCAGCAACAGCAGCAGCAGCAGCAAGCCAUCAUAUUUCCUGCAGAGGCAAAGACAAUGGGGGCCCUCUGGGGGCCCCCAGGGGGCCCCCGUUGUCACAAGGCUGAGCUGAAUUGGGCGCUAGACCUGCGCGCCGUAGCUUCCCGAAGUGCAGCACCAACAGCAGCAGCAGCAGCAGGCGCAGCAGAAGGAGCAGCAGCAGCAGCAGCAGCAGCAGCAGUGGCCUCUGCUGCGCUGCCUGGAGCAGCAUUUGCUGCAGCAAAAGCCUUGCUGCUUGCUGCUGCUUCCCCAGAUCCGCUGCUGCAGCACAGAGCUGGGGUGUCUCUUGAGCUUUCUCUUUUUGCUGCUGCUUGUGGGGUUGCUGAAGAGGAGCGGCUGCUGCUGCAGAGCAAACUGAGGGUUGCUGAGGCCUGGCUGGGAGACGCUGCAAUGCUGCCUUGGAUUGCCUUGGGGGAGCCGAACAUCUUUCUGGGGGGCAGCCCAAGUCCCCUGCCCAGCCGCCUAGCAGCAGCAGCAGCAACAGCAGCAGCAGCAGCAGCAGCAGCAGAAGCAGCAGCAGCAGAAGCAGCAGCAGCGAAUUCUGCAACAGGACCUGCUGCUGAUGCAGCAGCAGCUGCAGAACAUACGGCAACAGGCCCAAAAGACCAAUCCAAAGCAGCAGCAGCAGCAGCAGAAUUUGUGAGAACGUGCAGCAGAAACAAAGCAGCAGCAGCAGCAGCAGCAGCAGCAACAGGACUUGUUCCCGGGCUCCCUGCAGCACCGCUAGAGGACAUUAUCCCCCUUCUAGGCAACAUUAAGUGGCUCAGAGGGCCCAGAUGGCCCCCCCUUUGCCUCUCUUGGAGCGACAGCAAAUCGCUGCAGCAAACCCUAACAGUCACGACAGACUGCGCAGCAGAUCACGCCUUAUUUGCUGCCUUGCUGCUGCAGCAGCAGCAGCAGCAGCUGCAGCAGCAGCAGCUGCAGCAGCAGCAGCAACUUUUGCAGAUCCGCGGUGUACAUACAGCUAAUGUAGAUAACUGCCUCAACAGCCAGCUGCUGGCUGUUCCUUGCGACCCUGAAGACCAUGAUCAGUGGUAA
Messenger RNA from Eimeria necatrix, 3483 nucleotides. RefSeq lists its product as hypothetical. Gene Ontology annotation, cellular component: nucleus; SWI/SNF complex. The transcript has 13 exons. Lineage: Eukaryota; Apicomplexa; Conoidasida; Eucoccidiorida; Eimeriidae. The coding region runs from base 1 to 3483 and encodes 1160 amino acids. Gene Ontology annotation, biological process: regulation of transcription by RNA polymerase II. The record is from RefSeq and is a predicted model, not a curated record. Gene Ontology annotation, molecular function: transcription coregulator activity.